This is a messenger RNA of Salarias fasciatus (jewelled blenny), 2866 nucleotides long. RefSeq names its product oxysterol binding protein 2b (gene osbp2b). The record is from RefSeq and is a predicted model, not a curated record. Gene Ontology annotation, cellular component: cytosol; plasma membrane; perinuclear endoplasmic reticulum. Gene Ontology annotation, molecular function: cholesterol binding. The transcript has 15 exons. Bases 287 to 2575 code for a protein of 762 amino acids. Lineage: Eukaryota; Metazoa; Chordata; Actinopteri; Blenniiformes; Blenniidae.
GCUGUCUGGAGGGGUUCGGGGUCUACCCAGCGCAGCUCUGUGCUCCGGAUCCUCUGCAGUCCGCAUCAGCAAAGUGUCUCGGCAUCACUUCUCGUCCUUCCUCCGGUGUCCAUUCCGCCGUCAUGUGAACGGGAGGUUCACGCUGCCGUCUCCCGGACCCCUCCUCCUCCUCCUCCGUCGAGCUCAUUCGUCAGCGGCGACCACGUCCUUGCCCCGGCGGUCCCGUUCAGGGGUAGUGUCCCCCCCGGUUGGUCCCGCAGCCCCUCUGCGCGCGGCGGAGCGGAGGAUGAGCGAGCAAGGGAAGGGCUCGGCAUCCGCCUCUGCCGCGGCCCCGGCGCCGGGGUCGGAUACCUACAAGGGCUGGCUGUUUAAAUGGACUAACUAUUUGAAAGGGUACCAGCGGCGGUGGUUCGUCCUCAGCAAUGGCCUGCUCUCCUAUUACAGGACGCAGGCAGAGAUGGCGCACACGUGUCGUGGAACUAUAAAUCUGGCCACGGCGCACAUCGACACGGAGGAUGCCUGCAAUAUCGUGCUGAGCAGCGGCGGCCGCACUUACCAUCUGAAGGCGAGCACAGAAGUGGAGCGACAGAGAUGGGUCACAGCGCUGGAGCUGGCCAAAGCGAAAGCCAUCCGCAUGAUGAAUGAUCAGUCUGAUGACUCGGGAGACGAGGAGCCCACAUCCCAGUCGGACCGCAGCGAGAUCCAGGGCACCCUGAAAAUCCUCGUCAGCAAACUAGACGACCUCAGCACGUGUAACGACCUGAUCGCCAAGCACGGCGCGGCCCUGCAGCGGUCCCUGAGCGAGCUCGAGGGCCUGAAGGUUCCCGUGGAGGGAGGAGAAAAGAUCAAGGCGGUCAACGAGCGAGCCACCCUCUUCCGCAUCACUUCCAAUGCUAUGAUCAAUGCGUGCCGGGACUUCUUGGACCUAGCCGAGACGCACAGUCGGAGAUGGCAGCGGGCGCUGCAGUAUGAGCGAGAGCAGCGCACCCAUCUAGAGGAGACCAUUGAGCAGCUAGCCAAGCAACACAACAGCCUGGAGCGUGCGUGGAGAGAAGCACCCACGCUUGUUUCCAGCACACCCAGUGCCCCGACCACCAACAAGGGGAGCGAGAGGCCGCGUAAAGAAGAGGCAAGCGAUGAAGAUGAGGAUACUGAGUACUUUGAUGCCAUGGAGGACUCCCCUGCGUUCAUCACAGUGACUGCCAGUGAGAACACACAGCACAGGCGAUCUCAGAGCAGUUUGAGUGGCGCGAGCGGCGGCCAGCCCAGCGACUGGAACCAGGACGACCACAUGUCUCCCGGCUGUAACGAUGUGUCGGGAAAGGAGCUGCAACCCCGCAGACAGAGGCGGACUCACAUCCCAGACAAACCCAACUACUCCCUCAAUUUGUGGAGCAUUAUGAAGAACUGCAUCGGCAAGGAGCUGUCGAAAAUCCCCAUGCCUGUGAACUUCAACGAGCCUCUGUCGAUGCUGCAGCGCCUCACCGAGGACCUGGAGUACCACGAGCUCCUUGACAAAGCAGCGCGCUGCGAGUCCUCCCUGGAGCAGAUGUGCCUUGUCGCUGCCUUCUCCGUGUCCUCCUACUCCACCACGGUCCAUCGGACAGCCAAGCCCUUCAACCCCCUCCUGGGGGAGACCUACGAGCUCGACCGCCGGGAGGAGUUUGGCUACCGCUCGCUGUGUGAGCAGGUAAGCCAUCACCCCCCUGCGGCUGCACAUCACGUGAUUUCCCAAAGAGGCUGGACCUUGUGGCAGGAAAUCACCAUUGCCAGCAAGUUUCGUGGCAAAUACCUUUCCAUAAUGCCUCUGGGUGCCAUACACCUGCACUUCCACUCCAGCGGGAGCCACUAUGUGUGGAGAAAGGUCACCUCCACCGUGCAUAACAUCAUUGUGGGGAAGCUGUGGAUCGACCAGUCGGGGGACAUUGAGAUCGUGAAUCACAGAACCAAGGAGACCUGCCAGCUCAAGUUCUCUCCAUACAGCUAUUUCUCCAGAGAUGUUCCACGGAAGGUGACCGGUGUGGUGGCAGACAGCUGCGGCCAGGCUCACUACAUCCUCUCUGGCACGUGGGACGACAAAAUGGAGAGUGCAAAGAUCAUCCAGAGCAGCAGAGGGGGCGGCGGAGAGGGCAAGCAGAAGACAGUCUAUCAGACUCUCACCCCAAAGCUGCUGUGGAAGAAGUACCCUCUCCCGGAAAACGCCGAGAACAUGUACCACUUCUCUGCGCUGGCACUGACCCUGAAUGAGCAGGAGGACGGAGUGGCGCUGACCGACAGCCGCCUGAGGCCCGACCAGAGGCUGAUGGAGGAGGGGCGGUGGGACGACGCAAACUCCGAAAAGCAGAGGCUGGAGGAGAAACAAAGAGCCGUGAGACGACGGAGGGAGGCAGAGGCAUCAGACGCUCUGGAUGAAGAGUGUGAAUAUGACUCUGGUCGAGAAUACGAAGGCUACCAGCCGCUGUGGUUCCACCAGAGGAGAGACUCCAUCACUGGAGAGACAAACUUUGUGUACAAGGGAGGUUACUGGGAGACGAAGGAUAAACAGGACUGGAGCAUGUGUCCUGACAUCUUCUAACCCGGGAAAACACACGCACGUACACACACACACACACGCACGCACACACAGACACACACCAAACCUCAUGGGACAGGGAUCUGCUCGUCUCCUGGUCCCGAUGCAAAGGGAGUGUAGCUGGCCCAGGAGCGCCGUGCGGACCCGUGUGAGCAUGAGAAUGUGUUCGUCUCACACCUCCUCGGAUUACACUGUACCUCCAAAUGUACACUCUCGCUCAAUUUUUUUUUUUUUUUUUCUAAAAGGGGAGAAGAGUGGGGUGUUUCCUGACUAGACCUCAUUGACACUGUCCUG